Molecule: messenger RNA, 1212 nt
Organism: Lodderomyces orthopsilosis Co 90-125
Lineage: Eukaryota; Fungi; Ascomycota; Pichiomycetes; Serinales; Debaryomycetaceae
Exons: 1
Coding region: 1-1212 (403 amino acids)
Source: RefSeq, a predicted model, not a curated record
AUGGAAAAAAUUAAUGAGCUAUACGAACAUCUCAACCUCAAACCUAUGAUGGACGCUGUUUUGCAAGAAUACGAUUCACAACUUGAAAAUGAAAAUGACAACCACCAACACAGUUCAGCGAAAUUGAAACUAAAGAUUUUGUUCAAACAAUUCAAUAAGAAACAUCCGCCUCAAUACCACAUGAAAUCCCACACUUUGAUUAAUGCUGCCUUCCAACAUCGGAUUGAAUCUAUGACACCUAAAGAAUAUGAGACAUUUCGUACUAUUUUUGGGCAUAUUGUGCAAUUUUUGGUACCAAAAUACCCCCAUAAAGAGCAUCUUUCACAACACAUGAUUGGAUCAAUUAAUGAGGUUAUCUCAACAAUUCACGCUUAUUGCAGAAACAACUACAACUACAAAACAUCCACACCCCCAUAUGACUACUUUUUCAAAAACAUCAUCACUUACUACCACGCAAGUUACUUUGGAAUGUCCAGUUUUGAGAUGGACGCUAACUGCAAGUCUAUUUCUAAAAAAGAGUCCAGGUCAUUUCAAUUCCAAAUUUAUACCAUGGGAGACCUCGCCAUAUCUUCCUUUAACAUGUCAAACAGCACUCAGGAAUUCACUUUGCCUGCUAUUCAUACGGGACCCAAAGAGGUGCACUUCAGUAUUACAUUAAGUCAUUGGCUAGUGCCCUUCAUCCGUUAUCUCCGUAGCACCAUAGAGCAAGAGCCAACUAUCCGUCAAAAAGAAGCUAAAAAGUUUACAAAUUACUCAGAGCCGGACUUCGUUAUAAAGUUGGCUAACGGCGAGAGGUUCAUCACUGAAUUGAAAAGAGCGGGAUUCGUAAAAUUUUACAACAAAAGUGUGCAACUGCACCAGGCAACAUUACUCCAAAUUGGUGGGUAUAUACAAGCUUGCGAAACCAAUGUAGGCUUCCUCGUUACCCCUCAUAUUUUGGUGCGAGUUGUUUUUGUAAUUCCCAAUGACUCGGAUAAAUCAAUGAAGAGUACCAGGGGCGGUACGAAUAAGCCCAGUUUUAAAAUUGACACAUUUAAUCACUACGACGAUACUAAGAGUGGAUUGUUGGCUGUAUGGUAUAGCAUGAUUCAGGACAGUCCACCGAGAACAUUGAACAAAGAUGAGUUAAAGGAGCUCGAGUCAACUCUUCAAGAGCUCAAGGCGGAGAUAAACCAACAUGAACAGGGAAAGUCGGAAGCAGGAAAACCGUAA